GUAAGCAGCAGCAGGAGUAGGAGAAGUAGCAGCAACAGUAGUAGUAGUAGCAUUGGUAGUAGCAGUAGUAGGAGUAGAAGCAGCAACGGCAGCAGCAGCAGGAGGAGUAGCAGCAGGAGCAGCAACAACAGCAGCAGGAGCAGGAGCAACAACAACAACAGCAACAACAACAACAGUAGCACCAGUAGCAGUAGCAGCAACAGCAGCAGUAGUAGUAGUAGCAGUAGCAGUAGCAGUAGUAGCAGGAGCAGCAGCAGUAGCAACAACAGUAGUAGUAGUAGUAGGAGGAAGAGUAGUAGUAGUAUGAGUAGUAGCAGUAGCAACAGUAGCAGCAACAACAGCAGUAGUAGUAGCAGUAGUAGAAGCAGUAACAACAGUAGGAGGAGUAGGAGAAGUAGGAGCAGUAGCAGCAAUAGUAGUAGUAGCAGCAUUGGUAGUAGUAGUAGUAGGAGUAGGAGCAGCAACGGCAGCAGUAGCAGCAGGAGUAGCAGCAUGAGCAGCAACAACAACAGUAGGAGCAGGAGCAACAACAACAGCAGCAGCAACAACAACAGUAGCACCAGUAGCAGUAGCGGCAGCAGCAGCAACAGGAGUAGUAGUAGUAGUAGCAGUAGCAGUAGCAGUAGCGGCAGCAGCAGCAGCAGGAGUAGUAGUAGUAGUAGUAGUAGCAGCAGUAGCAGUAGUAGUAGUAGUAGCAGUAGCAGUAGCAGCAGAAGCAACAACAGUAGCAGCAGGAGCAGCAGCAGUAGUAACAACAGUAGUAGUAGUAGUAGUAGGAGGAGGAGUAGUAGUAGUAUGAGUAGUAGCAGUAGCAAUAAUAGCAGCAGCAGGAGCAGAAGCAGGAGCAGUAGCAGUAGCAACAGCAGUAGUAGCAGUAGUAGAAGCAGUAACAACAGUAGGAGGAGUAGGAGAAGUAGGAGCAGUAGCAGCAACAAUAGUAGUAGUAGCAUUGGUAGUAGCAGUAGUAGGAGUAGGAGCAGCAACGACAGCAGUAGCAACAGGAGUAGCAACAACAGCAGUAGGAGCAGGAGCAACAACAACAGCAACAACAACAACAGCAACAGUAGCACCAGUAGCAGUAGCAACAGCAGCAGCAGCAGCAGGAGUAGUAGUAGCAGUAGCAGUAGUAGCAGUAGCAGUAGUAGCAGGAGCAGCAGCAGUAGCAACAACAAUAGUAGUAGUAGGAGGAGGAUGAGUAGUAGUAGUAUGAGUAGUAGCAGUAGCAACAGUAGCAGUAGCAACAGUAGCAGUAGUAGGAGCAGUAGUAGCAGCAAUAGGAGCAGUAGCAGCAGCAAUAGUAGUAGUAAUAGCAGUAGUAGUAGCAGUAGUAGGAGGAGGAGGAGCAGUAGGAGGAGCAGUCGUAGAAGUAGUAGGAGCAGUAGGUGUAGUAGUAGUAGCAGCAGCAACAACAGUAGUAGGAGCAGUAGUAGCAACAGUAAUAGCAGUAGCAGUAGUAGCAGCAGUAGUAGUAGCAGCAACAGUAGUAGUAGUAGUAGUAGUAGUAGCAGUAGUAGCAGGAGCAGGAGCAGUAGUAGUAACAAUAGCAGUAGCAGUAGCAGUAGCAGUAGUAGUAGUAGAAUUCUCUUGAUCACUUCAAUUUGUAAUUUGAUAUGA
This is a messenger RNA of Solanum verrucosum, 1614 nucleotides long. RefSeq lists its product as uncharacterized. The annotation marks the transcript as partial. NCBI's taxonomy places the organism in Eukaryota, Viridiplantae, Streptophyta, Magnoliopsida, Solanales, Solanaceae. The transcript has a single exon. The record is from RefSeq and is a predicted model, not a curated record.